Manihot esculenta (cassava) is the source of this 1406-nucleotide messenger RNA. RefSeq names its product GATA transcription factor 25. The record is from RefSeq and is a predicted model, not a curated record. The transcript has 7 exons. Gene Ontology annotation, biological process: regulation of DNA-templated transcription. NCBI's taxonomy places the organism in Eukaryota, Viridiplantae, Streptophyta, Magnoliopsida, Malpighiales, Euphorbiaceae. The coding region runs from base 292 to 1137 and encodes 281 amino acids. Gene Ontology annotation, molecular function: sequence-specific DNA binding; zinc ion binding; protein binding.
CGAAAACAACAGGCCCAUUGUGCGGCGGCGCCUCAAACAGUCUCUCAGACUCUCACAGUCUCGCUCGCAUUUUUUCUCUUUAUUUUUCAACAAUCCUCGCCUCUCCCUCGUUUCCCCCUUCUUUCUCUCUCCGUUUACGCUUUUUCACUCGCUCACUUGCUCAAUCACUGUCGUGCUCUCUCUCACUAUAUUAGGGUUAGGGUUUUAUACAAUUUCCCCAAAUUCACUUCUCUCAAUCCUUUCUCUUUCUGGAAUGCUUCUAAAAUCUAAUUUUCUCUGUCAGACUUGCCAAUGUACGGUCAUUCCCAUCAUAUGAACGUUCAUAAUCAGAUCGCUGCUCCUGCCGGCGAUGACGAAGACGCUGCUGCUGCUGACUCUAUUGAUCAUCAUCACAUUCGUUAUGAAGACGGAAACGCUACUGGUGUUGUUGUAGGGGAUGUCUCUUCCGAUUCUGUAUAUGUUCCUAGCAAUGGCGCUGGCUCAGAGCUCGCUGUUCAUCGAGGCGAUGUCUCCAGCCAACUCACAUUGACUUUUCGGGGUCAAGUUUAUGUGUUUGAUGCUGUUACUCCUGAUAAGGUUCAAGCAGUGCUUUUACUGUUGGGAGGAUGUGAACUAACUUCUGGACCGUUGGAAAUAGCAGCUCAAAACCAGAGGGCUGCAGUGGUGGACUUUCCAGGACGUUGCACUCAACCCCAGAGAGCUGCCUCAUUAAAUAGAUUCAGGCAGAAGAGGAAAGAGCGAUGCUUUGAUAAGAAAGUUAGAUACAGUGUUCGUCAAGAGGUUGCGCUCAGGAUGCAGCGCAAGAAGGGUCAGUUUACUUCUUCCAAGAAGUCAGAUGGAACAUAUGGUUGGGGUGGUGGUCAAGAUUCAGGACAAGAUGACAGCCAGCAAGAAACCUCGUGUACACAUUGUGGCAUUAGUUCAAAAUCAACACCAAUGAUGCGGCGGGGUCCAUCAGGCCCAAGGUCCCUUUGCAAUGCCUGUGGACUUUUUUGGGCAAACAGGGGGACGUUGAGAGAUCUGUCCAAGAAAACUCAGGAACAUUCUGUGACGCCAAUUGAACAGGGUGAAGCUGAAGCAAAUGACUCAGACUCUGGUAAUGCUAUCCAUACACAUAGCAAUCAUGUUACUUAUUAAAUCGGUGAUGAUUCAGCUUCAAUAGUAGAUUGAUCAAUUUCCAAGUUGUCUUAGCAAGAAUGCCACUGCAGUUGGCACUGAUUCAAGUUGAAGGUUUUCUAGAAAUUUCUUUCAGCUAGUUUUCUGUCAUGUACAGAUAUUAUAGUGUCAUCAUCAAUACAUGAGGUCAUCUCGUCCUUCGAUCACUUCUUGAGGAUUAUAUGACGAGUGUAUCACAUAAAGCAUCUCGAUUUAUCAUUGGUAAUUUUAUAUGCCAAAUGCCUUUAAUA